CAGGGUUCGGAGUGUUGAACUAGCGUGGGUUUAUCACAUCCAACUUAACUCAUCGCUAUGAGCCGCCCGUCCUCAGCGGGAGGUGGGGGCGGAGGACUCGGCGCUGGGAAGGCAGGAGGAAACAAACACGGAGGUUCAGGAGGAGCUGCUGCAGCAGCCGCCGCGGCAGCGGCAGCAGCAGCAGCCGCGGCCGCAGCAGCCGCUGCCGCUGGGGUAUCUGGCUCCGUAGCCGGUUCUGGCUCAGCUGUUCCAACAGCAGCUGUUGCGCUACCCGUUGCAGCGCUACCUGGACAAUCAGCAGAACUUACGGCGCUGUUUGAGUGCCCUGUGUGUUUUGACUAUGUUUUACCGCCGAUCUUACAAUGCCAGGCCGGGCAUUUAGUUUGUAAUCAAUGUCGCCAAAAGCUAAGCUGCUGCCCGACCUGUCGCGGCCCACUGACUCCGAGUAUAAGGAACUUGGCAAUGGAAAAAGUUGCGUCCACUCUACCCUUUCCUUGUAAGUAUGCGUCUGCUGGGUGUCUGCUGUCCCUCCACCACAGUGAGAAGCCGGAGCACGAGGAGGUGUGUGAGUACCGGCCAUACACCUGUCCGUGCCCGGGCGCCUCCUGCAAAUGGCAGGGCUCUCUGGAGGCGGUGAUGCCCCACCUCAUGCACGCCCACAAAUCCAUCACCACCCUCCAGGGCGAGGACAUCGUCUUCCUGGCCACCGACAUUAACCUGCCGGGCGCUGUGGACUGGGUCAUGAUGCAGUCGUGUUUCGGGCACCACUUCAUGCUGGUGCUGGAGAAGCAGGAGAAAUACGAGGGACACCAGCAGUUCUUCGCCAUCGUCCUCCUCAUCGGGACGCGCAAGCAGGCCGAGAACUUCGCCUACCGCCUGGAACUGAACGGGAACAGGCGGAGGCUCACCUGGGAGGCCACGCCCCGCUCCAUCCACGACGGCGUGGCGGCCGCCAUCAUGAACAGCGACUGUCUGGUUUUCGACACCUCCAUCGCCCACCUGUUCGCCGACAACGGCAACCUGGGCAUUAACGUCACCAUUUCCAUGUGUUGAGGGGACCCAGCGAGG
Messenger RNA from Chanos chanos (milkfish), 1068 nucleotides. RefSeq names its product seven in absentia homolog 2 (Drosophila)-like (gene siah2l). Gene Ontology annotation, cellular component: cytoplasm. The coding region runs from base 58 to 1053 and encodes 331 amino acids. NCBI's taxonomy places the organism in Eukaryota, Metazoa, Chordata, Actinopteri, Gonorynchiformes, Chanidae. Gene Ontology annotation, molecular function: ubiquitin protein ligase activity; ubiquitin conjugating enzyme binding; zinc ion binding. Gene Ontology annotation, biological process: proteasome-mediated ubiquitin-dependent protein catabolic process; multicellular organism development. The transcript has 2 exons. The record is from RefSeq and is a predicted model, not a curated record.